This is a messenger RNA of Arxiozyma heterogenica, 1104 nucleotides long. RefSeq names its product Stp3p (gene STP3). Bases 1 to 1104 code for a protein of 367 amino acids. Lineage: Eukaryota; Fungi; Ascomycota; Saccharomycetes; Saccharomycetales; Saccharomycetaceae. The record is from RefSeq and is a predicted model, not a curated record. The transcript has a single exon.
AUGUCUAAUACUUCUUUGCUUAAUGAGUUACAUUUAAACAACUAUAACUUCCACUCAAUAAAUAAUAUACCGUCAACUAACAAUACCCAUAACAACAUGAAUAUGAAUAUGAACAUGAACAUGAACAAUAUUCCCUUGUCAAGAAACAAUUCUACUAUAUCACUAGAUAAAUAUCAUGAACCAUCUUCAAUCGAAAAAUCUAAUUUACUGAAGAAAUAUAAUAGUUCGAAUCUGAAUUUAAAUUUAAAUUUAAGCAUAACUUCAACAUCUUCCUCCUUAGAUAACCAACAGUCCUUAUCUAGUCAACUACAUUCUUUUAAUAGUUUUGCUUUACCUCCCAUCUCUUCUUUCGAUAAUUUAGUUAGAGCUGCUGAAAGACAAUAUAAUAGUAGUACCAUAAAUAAUAAUAAUAUUAAUAUUAAUAUAAAUAAUGUUAACUCUAAUAGCAAUUCUAAUUUAUCUAAUAUUAACCCGCUUUUAAGAAGAGAACCAUUACAUAAAGAAAUCAUACUGAAAAAGAAUGAAAAUGCAAAUGGUGCUAAAAAGAUAACAGGUAAUAAGAUAAAUAAGCCAAGAAGAAAAAAACAAUGUCCUAUGUGUUUGAAUUAUUACGCUAACCUCUCCACGCAUAAAUCUACCCAUUUAACCCCCGAGGAUCGUCCUCAUCGUUGUACCAUUUGUAACAGAGGCUUUGCUAGAAAUAACGAUUUGAUCAGGCAUCAAAAGAGACACUGGAAGGAAAAUAAUCAAAUAGAUUCAAAUAUGAGUGAACAUGAUAAAUUGAUGACCUUACAUAAAAUUAAGGGUACUUUUAAAUGCCCCUUCAAUUCAACUUUGAUCCAGUUAGACAUGGAAAUGUAUCCUUACAAGUCUCGUCCUUUGAUGUUUGAAACCUCAAAUUGUCAUCAAACAGGUAUUUUCUCUCGUUGCGAUACUUAUAAGAACCAUUUAAGAGCUUUACAUUUUGAGUAUCCUCCUGGAACAAAGAAAAAGGAUAGAAACUCUACUCCUGGUAGAUGCAGAAAUUGUGGUGCCAAAUUUAAUAAUGCUGAUGAAUGGUUAAACAAUCAUGUUGGUGAAAAUUGUGGAUAUUUUUAUCACUAA